GCUGUGCCUAGUCAAUCCGAUUCACUCUCCUUCAGUUCCGUUUUUUCGCACCUCCUUUUCCACGGGCACGGCGAGAGCACUGUAUUUUUGUAUUUUAAUUUUCAUUACGCCAUCUCCUGCGCCGUUGUCUACCUCGAAGCGCCGUUUCCUACUCUGUAUUUAUUAUCUGGGCGGCCCUAACCACACCUCACGCGAUCCCACGUCCCACGACCCGGCGACUUUCACGUCAUGGCCAGCAAGGCAGCGCACAAGCGAUUGACUCGCGAGUACAAGACCAUCUCCGAGAACCCCCCUCCAUACAUCACAGCCCACCCCUCCGAAUCGAACAUUUUAGAGUGGCAUUAUGUUAUAACAGGCCCGGAAGACACACCCUACCAUGGUGGCCAGUACUGGGGCACUCUGGUCUUCCCUCCCAACUACCCCUUCGCACCGCCCGCCAUCCGAAUGCACACACCGUCUGGCCGCUUCCAACCGUCAACGCGCCUCUGCUUGUCGAUAUCAGACUUUCACCCUAAAUCUUUCAACCCGGCGUGGGAAGUGUCGACGAUUCUGAUUGGACUGUUGUCGUUUAUGACAAGCGACGAGAUGACGACUGGCUCUGUGUCGGCCACGGCGGCCGAGCGUAAACACAUGGCGUCACGGACAAAGUGGUGGAAUUCUACAGGCGGUGGCUCACAUGCCAAGGCCAACCACGCAGCAAAAGGCAACGUCAAAGCCGGUGAUGGCGGUGCAAAGUUCCGCGCUGAGUGGCCCGAGAUUGAUGCAGAGAACUGGGAAUGGAUGCGCAAGUGCAAGGUCGAUGCGGUUACGGGGAACCGACUUGACGGCGACAACGGCGCAUCGUGUGGUCCUCAACUGGGAAUCUCGGGAACCAGCGGUAACCAGGCGCAAACAGUGGUGGAUGCCGUUGUGCAGCAGCGCGAUGCUGGCCGUGGGUGGCUCUACCGCAAUAAGCUGCUGCUGGCUGGCGGCGUGAUUUUCAUUUACGUUUUGAUUGUACGAUUGGUCAAUGGAGAUGAAGGUUUCAAAGCGUAGAAGGAGCGAGUAGAAACGGUAUUACAUCUCGCAUAUAGACGGAGAGCAAGCAGCAUACACAGUGCAGUGUGUGUUGAUUUUGCCAGGACGGUGGUAGUUUUCUCUUCUCUCAUUAAUAGCAUCAAGCGUUUCUUUUCUCUCUGUUU
Messenger RNA from [Torrubiella] hemipterigena, 1181 nucleotides. The record is from the annotation of a GenBank genome assembly. NCBI's taxonomy places the organism in Eukaryota, Fungi, Ascomycota, Sordariomycetes, Hypocreales, Clavicipitaceae.